Molecule: messenger RNA, 836 nt
Organism: Medicago truncatula (barrel medic)
Lineage: Eukaryota; Viridiplantae; Streptophyta; Magnoliopsida; Fabales; Fabaceae
Exons: 2
Coding region: 28-513 (161 amino acids)
Source: RefSeq, a predicted model, not a curated record
AAUAGUUAAUAUAGGCUUCCCAAGAUUAUGACCAUUUUCAUUCCUUUCAAAUUUCAUUUCUCAAGUUUCAUUUCAAAGGAUCGAAUCAUGAUACACCAAAACGAAGAUGACCAACAAUCUAAGGUUCUAUACGAGCUUUGUUCCAUGAUAAUCCACACUCUCAAGUUCCCUUUACCCUCCCCACGCUACAGUACUCAACAUCCAUAUUCUUCAACUUCUAUAGCUUCUUCUUCUUCUUCUUCGUCUUCUAAGAGACAGCCAUGGUGGACGACAACGUUAUCAACAUCCCCGAAGGACUCACCGGCAGCAUUUGCAUCUCUUUUUUUCGGCAUAUGCGUAGCUUUAAUGCUUUUUGGAUCGGUCACUUUCUUAAUUGGGUUGCUUUUGUUGCCUUGGAUUACUCUUUUAGUGCUGGUUUUCUAUGUUGCUGCUUUUGUCUCUAACUUGUCCUUGUUAGGUCGUUUCAUUGUUGGUUCCUUUGGGGUUGCACUUGCGCAAGCAUGUUCAAGAUGAGAUAAGGCCAAUAUACUGCUAGAAAGCUAGGAGGGAAGGAAUUGUCAGAGAAACUAAGGUUACUUAGGUACUGAGGUAUUGACAUGGGUUAGUCUGGUGGUAUUGACUUGAAACAAGAGUGUCUUUCUCUCCAAUGUCUUAAGUUCGAUUCUCCUCGAUGUUAGUUUGAGUGGAUUAAUUUAGCUUCUUAAAAAAAAUAGGUACUGAGAUGCAUGUUUCAUAGUAUUAAAGAACAUAAUCUUGUUAUUGAGAAUUAAUAAUGAUGUUUACAUUUGCAAGAGCUAGUAUGAUUAUUUAUAUAUCUUCUUCCAUUGAAAUUUUGU